Molecule: messenger RNA, 402 nt
Organism: Prunus armeniaca (apricot)
Lineage: Eukaryota; Viridiplantae; Streptophyta; Magnoliopsida; Rosales; Rosaceae
Source: the annotation of a GenBank genome assembly
AUGGGCCUACUUGACCAGCUCUGGGACGACACCGUCGCCGGGCCUCGGCCCGAUAUCGGUCUUGGCAAGCUCCGCAAGCACAAAACCUUCAGUUUCCGAUCCAGCUCCGCCAACGGAUCGUCGGAUGGAGGGAACGUGGGAUCGUACGGUGAGGAUUCGACAGAGGAGGCGACGAGAGUUACACGGAGUAUUAUGAUAGUGAAACCCCCAGGAUAUGGGAGCGGUAACAGCGGAUCGCCUCCGAUUUCGCCAGCUGGGUCUACGCCUCCGGUGUCCCCGUUUUCUGGUGGCAGCAGCAUGGGAAGAUUCAGGAGGAGGUCGGCGUCGGAUGCAUACGAGAAGGCAAGCCAGGUUGGUGGAGGAGGAGCAAGGAGCAGCCCCCGGUCUCCUUUCGACGUGUGA